AUGUUACGAACAUCGAACUAUCAUAAACAUAAAUCAAAUGGAUACGUAAAUAUUCCUUUUAUUUUUUGUGGAUCAUUUGAGACACGAUCAACAAGAACAACAACAAUAAAUGAUCAUCAUCUUUUUUAUUCAAAUGAAACAAAAUUAGGAUUAUGCUUGUUAAAUAGACAAAUAAUUACUUGGUCUUGUCCUUUAUUUCAACAAAUCAAAUAUCUUGUCAUACAGCUUGUAUCAAUACAAUCAUUAUUAUCGAACAAUCUAUGCGAUAUUGUUAAUUCUCGUCAAGAAAAAUUUAAUGAUUAUGCAAAAUUAAGUGUUGAUUGUUUUUCACAUUUUGUCCAUUUAUCUAAUGUAACGGAAAUAGAAUUUCGAUCAGCGUUUGGUACUACUCAAUGGAGAGAUAUUCAAUAUAUACUACAAGCAUGUCCAAAUGUUAUUAAUCUUAUAAUUAAUACUGAAUAUUUACUUUUAUCAGAAUUAAUCGAUAAUGAGUUUCUUAUUCCAAUCUUCAAGCAAAUUAAAAUGAUCGAAUCAAUAACACAAAAUAUUUAUUUUCCUUUAAAUUUUGCAUCAAAAUUUCUUGAAAGUUUUCCAUCACUUAGGCAUAUUAAACUUCAAGUAGACUCAUUUGAUAAUUGUGUACAUCUUAUUGAAAUAUUUCUUAUUCAUUUGACAAAUUUAUCUUAUCUUAAAAUUAAUUAUAAACAUAAUGCAUUAUUCGAUGAUCCUUUUACAUGUGAUUAUAUUAUUAAAAAACGUCGUCAAACAUUUCCUGAUCAUAUUUUCAAUGAACAAAGAAUUAAUGUUAAAAAUAAUGGAGAAACUAUAGAAAUUUGGUUAUCAUGA
Molecule: messenger RNA, 846 nt
Organism: Rotaria sordida
Lineage: Eukaryota; Metazoa; Rotifera; Eurotatoria; Philodinida; Philodinidae
Source: the annotation of a GenBank genome assembly